Messenger RNA from Acipenser ruthenus (sterlet), 2140 nucleotides. RefSeq lists its product as uncharacterized. Bases 447 to 1511 code for a protein of 354 amino acids. Lineage: Eukaryota; Metazoa; Chordata; Actinopteri; Acipenseriformes; Acipenseridae. The transcript has 4 exons. The record is from RefSeq and is a predicted model, not a curated record.
CCAGAGCCUGCCACACUCUGACACAAGGCAUGGGCUGUGCGAGCGCUUCUUCCUUGCAUCAGUUCCGCUUCUCUAUAAACUUUGCCCUUUGGUUCCUAUUAAAAAAUGCUAAGCUCCCUGCGUGUAAGCAUGUGGUGACGUUUCAGACAGGAUCAAACUGUUCCUUAAGUAAGAGAAGAAAACCAAUUCUACUGCUUGGGCCGCAUCGGAAAAAUCGUGAAUAUCACCACUUUCUGAGCAUUUCUGGGAUUUGGUGUAACUCACAAGCUGGGAUGCCGUAUGGCACGUGACAAUUCCUUGGUAUUUGCUAAAAAAAUACUAAUAAAAAAGACAACAAAACGCCUGAGCUGCAGGUUUAUGAAAAGUGCAAUGGUGCAGUAAUGUCAGCGCAUCUGUUGAAUACCCUGUGACCUUCAUCUCCUCGCACACCCUGUAACUGCUGAAAAAUGACCUUGAGAGUCCUGCUUUCCCUCUCUAUCAUCCUUCCUCUGUUGAUGACCGUCUGUGUCUCCAAUCAUACAAACCUUCAAGGAGUCGCCAUUGUAAGAGUGAAAACAGUGGACAGUGUUGAAAAGUGUGCGGGAGCCUGUAAUGAAACAAUGGAAACCGGUAACAGAACAUGCAACUGGUCAGUGUUUAAUAAUGCAACAAGCCUGUGCAUCUAUUUACACUGUUCCAAUCUAUCCAUAUGUUACAAUCUAACUGCUGAAGAUGUAAGCUCAGCAACCAACACAACAAGCCAGGCAUCCCUAACAAAUGGAUCGUCCCAAACAAACUCCCCCAGCCUCAACACCACAGCUUUUACAAAUGAAGGGGGCCAUUCAUCUCCACCACCCCAGAACGCGACUACAGCAACAUACUCCACUGAGCCUUCUGCAGCCAGCUCUACCUCGCCAAACCCACCUCCCACUACUAAUGCAGUACCAAGCACAACCCCAAACACGACCCUAAAUGAGACACUAGUGGAACCCACUUCAUCAACAGGCAUGUCAUUCCCUGCAACCCUGGCUGUGAUCCCUUCAUCCGCAACACCGAUGCAGCAGGAAAGUACAUCUGCUGCUCUGCAUGCUGUAGAUACAACCAUUGUAAGUGAAACCACCAGUAGUGCAAUCCCAACCACUACUGCUGAAGCAACUACACAGCAGGCAGCCCAAACCACACAGGAAUAUACUUCUACACUCAACAAGAAGCCACCACCCCCUUCAACAGCGGCCUUGAACCCACCAACAACUACGGAGAGGGCAGCAACUGCAACUCCACUAAAAUAUGUGUCAAAAAGCCCCCCGGAUAAAACCACUUUGGCAGAUAGCAGUGUUUUGAUUGCCGUGGGCCCUCUCACAAUGCAGUUGGUGGAUACCAGCUCCCUGUUAGCUGUGUUUUUCUUUGGACUGUUGUGUUUCCUGCUCACCAUCAUAUUGUUUGUCUCCCUAGCCUACGAGAGCUAUAAGAAGAAGGACUAUACGCAGGUGGACUAUUUAAUUAAUGGAAUGUAUGCAGAUUCUGGAGUGUGACGAUAUUGGGUACUGAAAUUCUUUUAAAUUCUUUUUUUUUUUUUUUUUCACUUGUUGAAAGGUUUUUGAAAAGUUUUUUUUUUCUGUUUUUCCUUCAUCAGUGCUUCCAGACUACCUUUUGACUCGGCAGAGCAGUUAAUUGCCUUUUUGGAUUUUUCAUGUAUUUAUUGUGCCAACCUGCUCUCUUGCUGAUAAAGCCAUAGGAAUGUGUUUUAUUUCUUUAUUUUGUUUUUGGCAUUCCGUUUGUUGAAAUUGAGGUUGUACGCUAACCAAUGCACAAAGCAUCCUUAUGAACAUGUUUGCUUAAAGCCAUUUAGAAGAAUAGAGGAUGACACCGAGCAAUUUAGUGCAUUCCUUGAACAAUGAAACAGUGUUUAGAAGGGUGUGAAUACCUAUAAUGUGCCAACUAACAUCUGUUUAAUUUCUGUACUGGGUUUUGCAAUAAAACAAAAAUAGUAUAAUAUUCUCUGUGUUUCAUUCAUGUAUUAAUCAAUACAUUUACAUAGACUUAAUUAGAGGAAAACAUGAUCAGAAAAUGCUGACAUUUAUAUUUUGUCAGUAAUGUUGUUUUUCAUCGGUAUUUGAAUAUUUUGAGGGCAGCCUUUCACAUCCAGUCAAGUAGUAAUUAA